Messenger RNA from Symbiodinium sp. CCMP2456, 2355 nucleotides. Lineage: Eukaryota; Dinophyceae; Suessiales; Symbiodiniaceae. The record is from the annotation of a GenBank genome assembly.
AUGGAGCAGUGGGAAGCCAACCCGCAAUUUGCAACAAAGACUCUCAGCGAGCUUGGCAGGAUGAAACGUUUCGAGAUAGUGGAGCGUGUUCUUGAAUGCAUGUCCUUGAGCAGGCUGGAAGCCAAUGUGUACCAUUACACAGCUGUCAUUGCAGCCGGUUCGAAGAGUGACAGCUGGGAGGUCUCCAUUCAUUUCCUGUCAAGCAUGAAGGCGGCCGCCAUCAUACCCAAUGAAUACAGCUACAGUUCAGCAAUCACAGCAUGCGAAAGAGGCAGUCAGUGGCAUCGUGCUCUUCAGCUGUGUGCAGAGAUGAGGGAGUCCAUGUGCCCGAAUGAAGUCACACUUGGAGCCAGCAUCACUGCAUGCGCUCGAGCUGGGCAGUGGACCUUAGCCCUGCAGUUUCUGUUUGAAUCGGAGCUCGCCGCUGUUCAACCAAAUACUAUCUCGAUGAGCGCGGCGAUCACUUCGUGCGAGAAGGCCAGCCACUGGCGACCGGCUGUUGCUUUGCUGCAGAGCAUGAUCAACAAAGGCAUUCCAACUGAUCACAUCAGCUACAGUGCCGCCAUCAGUGCGUGCGAGAAAACUGGGAAUUGGGAGAUGGCUUUGUCAAUCCUCGGAAAUUCCAUGGGCUCAUCACUUGCCCCAGACAGCGUAAGUUUCAAUGCUGGAAUGAGUGCGUGUGCUGCAGGUAGCCAGUGGCAAGCCGCAUUGACACUGUGGCAUGAACUGCCCAGGCAUCGAGUACUCCCAGAUACAAUAGGGUUGAGCGCAGUCAUUGUUGCUUGCGAUCGGUGUGGGAAGUGGGAAGCUGCACUGGGCUUGCUCAGAGACGGAUUACAUUCUGCUAUGAUUCCGGACACGAUUCUAUACAACUCCGCCAUUCAUAGCUGCGAAACAUCGCUAAAGUGGAACCUUGCCCUUGCACUCUUGUGCGAGAUGAGUAGCAAAAAGAUUGCUACAAAUGAGAUGAGCUAUCGUUGCGUCAUCGGUGCAUGUCGGGGUCAGCAGUGGCAUUUGGCCGUUGACUUGUUUGCAGAAGCCGUGCAGACGUUUCAACCGUCUGCAAUCACGUACAGUACGGUAGUCCUGUCCUGCGUGAAGCAGGACCAGUGGGAAGUUGGCCUGUUACUUCUGCAGCGCAUGUUGGCAGAUGUGGGGUUUCCUCAAGCACCAAGUGCUUUUGAUGGGCUGAUCCAGAGUUGCUGCAUCAAGGGCAAGCUGGUGGUAGCCGCGAGGCUUUUACAAGACUGGGCUGAGGGCGUUGCGGUCUUGUUCUUCAGAAAUGGCGCUGCUCCCACGCACCGCCCAACGGCAAGGAAACGACUGCGACGAAUAUACUCGAGUGAGAAGGAAUUGAUGGAGGCGCUGGAGCCACCCCCCUCCGUGUGUCGCCAUCUCUUGCUGGGCGAGUCUGAGGAUGGCGACAUGACAGUGGUGGAGCGCCGCGUCAGUCUGAAGGAUCCAGUCUCGCUGCAGCUCAUGGAGUGUCCCGUUAGGGGGCCGAACUGUGAUCAUCUUGAGGCAUUUGAUCGACGCGCUUACCUGGACUUCAAUGAGAUGAUGGAGCGGGACAAAUGGUGCAAACUGACUCGGAGGUGGCUUUGCCCGUGGUGUCAGGUUCCAGCCAGAGGCAAGGACCUGGUGGAGGCUCCGGAGUUCAAGCGAGUGCUUGAUGAGAUGCGACAAGCAGGCUCCGACGCGACUUAUGCAAUAGUACAACAAGAUGGAUCGCUCAGAAUGCCAUUUGUUGCAGCAGACAGGAGGAUCCAGACCUCGUCAUUCAAGCGCAAGUCGUCCUCCAGCGUGGACAACGUCGACACCUCCAGCGACGCGGACUCUCCCAAGUCGCUGAGUGUGACAACAUGUGAGGUUCAGGACCUGCGGUCUCCACAGAGGCCCGGCAAGCGAAGGGGCGACGAGCGAAAAUCUGCAGAAGACGUGGAGCCGAGUCAGCCGAGCCCGACUCACCCGACUCCCUCCAUAUCGGAGCCUGUCCGACCCGAGCCGCCCGCGGGGCCAUCCUACAAAGAAGGAGGUGAGAUGCCGAGGUGUGAAGCUGUCGAAGACACUUCAUCCGGCAAGGUCGAGGAAGUUGGCUCUGUCGAGGAUCGUCAAGAUGCCGUUCCAGGUCUAGACGAUGGAGCCAGGUCGAAAGCCAACCUCCGAUCUCCAGGACAACUCAACAGCAGCAAAGCCAUGCCGGCAUUGGCAUCGGCCAAGGUGUCCUCCAAGAAGAGUCGGAAGGCAGCCCUUGCGGCAGCGAAAGAGGCGUCGUUGAUGCGCUUGAGCGGCGCAAGCAAGCAGCAGCCCAGCAUUUUGACGUACUGUCAACAGCUGGCACGCUGUACGGCCUAG